Molecule: messenger RNA, 2144 nt
Organism: Erythranthe guttata (spotted monkey flower)
Lineage: Eukaryota; Viridiplantae; Streptophyta; Magnoliopsida; Lamiales; Phrymaceae
Product: casein kinase 1-like protein 2
Biological process (GO): protein phosphorylation
Molecular function (GO): protein kinase activity; ATP binding
Source: RefSeq, a predicted model, not a curated record
AUAAUUAUUUAUUGGUAUUUGGUGCUGCUACCUAUAUGCUAAGGUGUAAAGCCAAAAAAACAAUCUGCGUGUUAUCGAUUAGAUCGAACACCACUGAUUGAAUUCCUCGGUGUUUCGUAUGAAAUGCCGAUUCCUUCUUCUCUCUCUCUCUAGAAUUCCGCACUUUUUCACCUUGAUUUGAUUUUUUUUUGUUUUUUUUUUUAAUUUGACUUCGUUACGGAAGGAUCGCGGCGGGGGGAAUUAAUCGUGAAAUUGAAUGGAGCCGCGCGUGGGUAAUAAGUUUCGUUUGGGUCGGAAAAUUGGGAGUGGCUCUUUUGGAGAGAUCUAUCUAGGUACUAAUAUUCAGACGAAUGAGGAGGUUGCUAUUAAGCUUGAAAAUGUCAAGACAAAACAUCCUCAGUUGCUCUACGAGUCAAAGUUGUACAAACUACUCCAAGGAGGAACUGGAAUUCCAAAUGUCAGAUGGUUUGGGGUUGAAGGAGACUAUAAUGUUCUCGUGAUGGAUUUAUUGGGACCUAGUCUGGAAGACCUGUUUAACUUCUGUAGUAGUAAGCUGUCUCUAAAGACUGUUCUCAUGCUUGCGGAUCAGAUGAUCAAUCGGGUAGAAUUUAUUCACUCUAAAUCUUUCCUGCAUCGAGAUAUUAAGCCCGACAAUUUUCUCAUGGGUUUAGGGAAGCGUGCAAAUCAGGUUUAUGCCAUUGAUUUUGGACUUGCCAAGAAAUAUAGAGACUCCUCAACUCAUCAGCAUAUCCCAUAUAGAGAAAAUAAAAAUUUGACUGGAACAGCCAGAUAUGCAAGCAUGAAUACGCAUCUCGGCAUUGAACAAAGUCGCAGGGAUGAUCUAGAAUCACUUGGAUAUGUUCUCAUGUACUUCUUAAGAGGAAGCCUUCCGUGGCAAGGACUGAAAGCUGGAAAUAAGAAACAGAAGUAUGAGAGAAUUAGCGAGAAAAAAGUUUCAACUUCCAUAGAGGCUUUAUGUCGCGGCUAUCCCACUGAAUUCGCUUCUUACUUCCAUUAUUGCCGCUCACUUAGAUUUGACGAUAAGCCAGAUUAUGCUUAUCUGAAGAGAAUUUUCCGCGACCUUUUUAUUCGCGAAGGUUUUCAGUUAGACCAAGUGUUUGAUUGGACUAUUUUGAGAUACCAGCAGUCACAGCUAGCCAAUCCUCCAUCGCGUGCCCUUGGUACUGCAGCUGGGACAAGUUCUGGGAUUCCACAUGCUAAUAUUGACAGACUAUCAGGUGGCGAUGAGGGUAAAGCCGCUGGUUGGGCUGCAACUCGUGGGAGAAACUUAUAUAAUUCUGGAAAUUUGUCUAGGCAGAAAGGUCCAGUUGCUACUGAUUCUGCUUUGUCUAAAGACUUAUCUAGUUCCAACAUUUUCGGGCAGAUCGGAUCAGCAAGGCGGCCAGCUGUCUCCGGCAGUCGAGAUCCAGACAUUUCAGGUACUGAUAACGACCUUCGACACGCUCGUGACACAGAUGGGCCCCACCACAGAAAUCUCAGCGAUGCACAAAGAACUAUGCCAGCAUCUUCAAACGAUAACAAGCGCUCAUCCUCUUCCACCAGAAACCCCCCAAACGUAAAAAAUUUCGAAUCUACCCUCAAGGGUAUGGAGAGCCUCAACUUUGGCAAUGACGAGAGAACACAUUACUAGCCUCGGAUCAUAAGAUACCUCUUUCUCACUUAUUCCCUGUGUAAAUAUAUGCUAUAUAUCUAUUUAGCACUGUGGGGAAUCUGUUGUUAUGUUCAGCAAAGAAAAUCUGUCCAAGGAAAUUGGAAGAAAGGAAAAAAAAGCACAUAGUAAAGAAAGAGAAAGAUCAUGAAGAAUCAAGAAAGAUCACUAAACUCGAGGAAACCAAAAAAAAUUUCGAGAUUGGUGAUGUUAUAUCAGCAGUUUUAAGAAGACUUGGGUGUGGUUACUACCAUCUACCACUUAAGAUGAUGCUUAUUUAUAAUCUUUAGCCUUUUACCUCUUAUUUGUUGUACCUCCAAUUCUUUUAAUUUGCCAAUAUGAUGGCCUGUGUUUUAUCAAGCUUUUUUACUCUAUAAAGUGCUUAUAAUUUGAUUUCAAUUAAGUUUCAACUUUUAUUCUAGAAUGUCACUUGGCUGAGAAGUUGCAUAAAAUCAUUUGAGAUUUUUUGAGCUUU